Molecule: messenger RNA, 972 nt
Organism: Mytilus trossulus (common blue mussel)
Lineage: Eukaryota; Metazoa; Mollusca; Bivalvia; Mytilida; Mytilidae
Product: GTPase IMAP family member 4-like
Exons: 9
Coding region: 1-972 (323 amino acids)
Molecular function (GO): GTP binding
Source: RefSeq, a predicted model, not a curated record
AUGGCAACUGGAGGAGAUCCUAGUGCAAUACGUUCGGAACAAACUGAUAUCAAAGAUGAAAAUACAUUACAGAAUUUUUCAAAGAAAACACUGAAGUUUGUCGUCAUUGGAAAAACUGGGACCGGCAUAAGUUUUACUGCUAAUGCCAUACUAAAUAAAAAAUAUUUUACAUCUAAAGCAAGCAAAAGGUCCAUCACCACAGAGUUGCGUCGUGGCGAAUCUAUAUCAAUAACAAAUGGAAUGAAAACUGUUGUUUUUGACACCCCAGGCAUGUUUAAUACAUAUCUAACGACAGACGAGGUAAAGUCAAAUUUAAAGAAAAGUGUAGAUUGUGUUUCACCAGGACAAUAUGCCCUAAUAUAUGUAUUACCUCUACGAGGACAAAUGAACGAAGACCGAAUCACGCUUAAAGAAAUGAUUAAUGUUUUCGGUGAAGAAAUGUUUAGAUCAAUCAUUAUAGUAUUCACAGACAGUGAGAUAUCAGACGUUAUAAAUAACUGCACAUUAGAGGAAUACUUGAAAGACAUGCCAGACUAUAUAAUUGAUUUGAUUAACAGAUGCGAAAAAAGAUACACAGUCCUCAGUUUUGAUGGAGAUGGCAUUUCCCAGAAUGGUGACAACGAUGUCUAUGAACCUUUUCUAGAGUUGAAAGGAGAUGACAUUUCUGAGAAAGGUAACACUGCUGUCGGAGAAACCUCUCUUGCAAUGAAAGGAGAUGGCAUUUCCCAGAAUGGUGACAACGAUGUCUAUGAACCUUUUUUAGAGUUGAAAGGAGAUGACAUUUCUGAGAAAGGUAACACUGCUGUCGGAGAAACCUCUCUUGCAAUGAAAGGAGAUGACAUUUCUGAGAAAGGUAACACUGCUGUCGGAGAAACCUCUCUUGCAAUGAAAGGAGAUGAUAUUUCUGAGAAAGGUAAUACUGCUGUCAAAGACACUUCUAUUAAAAAGAAAGGUAAUGUUGUGAACAGAUAA